AUGGCCAUCGCCCGAUCUGUCGCCUUCAUGCCCGUGUGCAUGGUGCUGGCGUUGGUUGCACUUUCGCAGCCGGCGUUUGCUGUCAAUGCUGCGUUUGGCGUCUUCACCGAAGACCAAUGCGAAUCUUUCAUCCCGUUUGCCGCCACCAACUAUGUGGCUUCGGGAGCUUGCACCUUCAGCGCGCUGAUUAACACGUACUACCGGAUUGUUGUCAUCUCCGACACGCAGGUUACUUACUCUAUCGGCUGCGACUCCGCUUGCGGCACCUGCGCGUCGACGACUACGGGUGCCCCAGGCACGUGCAUUUACUCGAGCACCAACGGCGACAAGUGGAUCACCGCCCAUCCGCUCAAGGAGACGACAAUCACUGCCACACUUGGCACUGCGUGCAACGCGACGUCCGCCACGACCCUCCAAAGCGGCGCCUGCGUGGCGACACCGACUGGCUAUGCUCGUUUGAUGGACAUUGGCAAUGGCCAGAUUUGGUACUCGAUGGAUUGCAUGCCCAACUGCCUCGAGUGCCAGACCAUCGGCGUUUCUGGAUCGGGCGGUGCUUGCGACGAUUUCGGCUCGGACGUCCACGGCUCGUUCCACAUCAAUGCCUCCGCAGCGCUGACUGUGUCCAUGUCUGUGAUUGGCAUGGCCAUGGCCUUGAUGUCCGCCUUUGCUCUUCUCGGAUAG
Messenger RNA from Capsaspora owczarzaki ATCC 30864, 681 nucleotides. RefSeq lists its product as hypothetical. Lineage: Eukaryota; Filasterea; Ministeriida; Capsasporidae. Bases 1 to 681 code for a protein of 226 amino acids. The transcript has a single exon. The record is from RefSeq and is a predicted model, not a curated record.